ACGUAGACGUAGUUAUCCACCAAUUCCUUUUUUGAAAUUUAACGAAAGAAAGACAAAACCGUAUUCCAACUAUAGAAAGGACUACUUUGUGGGUUGGGUAUGUGCAGGGGCUGUACCUGUAUCCAUCCUCAGAAUUUCCAGCAAUUCUGGGAAUUUGUGGCUUAUGUUGGGUUUAUUAUAAUGUGCGGGUAUUUGUAAGGAGUCAGGACAGUCGUACUAAAACCUUCAUCAGUUAUGCAUGGUAAUUCUGAUUAGUAGAAAUUUAUUGAGUUAGCUAAUGGAAUCAGCUUCUUCAGGGGGAGUAUCACUGAAUAUGGAAACCCAUGUCAAAGAUGAGAUUCAUAACUGUGUGAUUGAGCUGAGAGAAAAUCCCUUAAAACGAAGGGACAAGGUGUACAUUGGCUGCGGAGCUGGCUUUGGAGGUGACAGGAUUUUGGGCGCUCUUAAGUUGCUUGAAAGAGUGAAAGAACUUAAUUAUCUUGUACUCGAAUGCCUAGCAGAACGCACCCUUGCUGAUCGGUAUCAGGUUAUGGUGUCAGGAGGUGAUGGUUACGAUUCAAGGAUUUCAGAUUGGAUGCGUGUGCUUUUACCUAUAGCUAUGGAAAGGGGAGUUUGCGUAAUCACAAACAUGGGUGCAAUGGAUCCAUCUGGUGCACAGGAAAAAGUUGUAGAAAUAGCCAGCAGCCUGGGACUGAAUGUAUCUGUUGGUGUUGCUUAUGAGGUUUCUGUUGGCAAAGCAGGUUCGAGAUCACCUCUUGAGAAAUCACAUAGCAUGGAAGGUGGUAUUAGCACAUAUCUUGGAGCAGCUCCCAUUGUUGAAUGUUUGGAAAAGCACCAACCUAAUGUAGUCAUAACUUCUCGUGUUGCAGAUGCUGCCUUAUUUUUGGCGCCAAUGAUAUAUGAACUGGGUUGGAACUGGGACAAUUUAGAACUUCUAGCACAGGGGUCUCUGGCUGGCCAUCUUCUGGAGUGUGGUUGUCAACUUACUGGGGGAUACUUCAUGCAUCCAGGUGACAAAUAUCGGGACAUGUCUAUGUCUCAGCUCCUUGAUUUGUCACAUCCUUAUGCUGAAAUAAGUUCUGAUGGAAGAGUAUGCGUAGCAAAGGCAGAACAUAGUGGUGGGGUCUUAAAUUUCAGUACUUGUGCUCAACAACUUCUGUACGAAAUUGGGGACCCCAGUAGCUAUGUCACCCCUGAUGUGAUUAUUGAUCUUCAGAAUGUUUCAUUCUCUCCCUUGUCAAGUUGCAAGGUUCUUUGUGUUGGAGCAAAAUCUUCUGCUGGUUCGGUCCCUGAAAAACUCUUGCAAUUGAUUCCAAAGGACUGUGGUUGGAAAGGAUGGGGUGAGAUAUCUUAUGGAGGAUAUGAAUGUGUUAAACGUGCAAAGGCUGCCGAAUUCCUGGUCAGAUCAUGGUUGGAAGAAAUAUUGCCUGGCAUCAACAGUUCUGUAUUUUCUUAUAUAAUUGGCGUCGAUAGUCUGAAAGCAACUAGCAUUGGUGAUGACGCUUCAUCUUCAGCUGCUAGUAAUGAUGUAAGGUUGCGUAUGGAUGGAUUAUUUGAGCUGAAAGAACAUGCAGUCCAAUUUACUAGAGACUUUACAGCAUUAUAUACCAAUGGACCAGCUGGUGGUGGUGGUAUCAGUGUUGGACACAAGAGAGAGGUCAUUCUUGAAAAACAACUGGUCAAUCGUGAACAUGUUGCUUGGAAGACAUCCAUAAAGCGCACUGUAACAAAAUCAAAUUCUCCAAGAAUUAGCCAUGAAAACCUCAUUAAAAUUCCAGUUUCUCAAGGAUCAGUAGAAGAUGUUUCAUUUUCUGAAAGUGACAUCUCUCCUGCUCCUGCGGGCCGAAAAAUUCCACUCUAUGACAUAGCACAUAGCAGGGCUGGAGACAAAGGGAAUGACUUAAACUUUUCCAUUAUCCCACAUUUCCCUUCUGACAUCGAGAGAUUGAAGUUGAUCAUAACAGCUGGGUGGGUUAAGGGUGUAGUCUCGGCUCUCCAAAACAACUCUUCAUUUCUCAACUUGGAGUUGGAUGCCAUCAACAAGAGGGAUAAAUGGGUGAAUGAACAUGUUAAGGUAGAAGUUUAUGAAGUUAAAGGAAUUCAUUCUUUGAAUGUUGUGGUUAGGAACAUACUAGAUGGUGGCGUCAACUGUUCUAGAAGAAUCGAUCGCCAUGGAAAGACCAUCUCGGAUCUAAUAUUGUGCCAACAAGUAGUGCUGCCUCCUUGACCUUGAUUAGGUAGGUUGUUCCAAGUUUUUUUUGGUCUGAAGACGUAAAUUAUGUAACAACCUUUGUACUUAAGGCUAAUAAGGUGUAUGGACAAUCAAUUAAUAAUAGUCAAAUGUGAAAGAAUUUAAUACAA
This is a messenger RNA of Humulus lupulus (European hop), 2361 nucleotides long. RefSeq lists its product as uncharacterized. The record is from RefSeq and is a predicted model, not a curated record. The coding region runs from base 278 to 2227 and encodes 649 amino acids. The transcript has 14 exons. Lineage: Eukaryota; Viridiplantae; Streptophyta; Magnoliopsida; Rosales; Cannabaceae.